Molecule: messenger RNA, 1550 nt
Organism: Pseudocercospora fijiensis CIRAD86
Lineage: Eukaryota; Fungi; Ascomycota; Dothideomycetes; Mycosphaerellales; Mycosphaerellaceae
Exons: 1
Biological process (GO): lipid metabolic process
Molecular function (GO): triacylglycerol lipase activity
Source: RefSeq, a predicted model, not a curated record
CGAAGUCGUCACCAUGGCCGCUACGCAUCGCACAGGAUCUGCUCGAUUCUGGACACUGGGCAAAGAACAAUCCAGGCGUUGGAUAUGAUCUUACAGCAGAAACGAAGGCAUGGAUAUUGAAAGAGCGAUUGGGUGGGGCGAAGAGUGCUGCAGAAUGGCAACGUGCCGCCGAACAGUUGGAUUUGCUGGAGGGCAACCACUGGUGGAAGAUGGAGGAUGAUUCGCAAUUCUUGGACAUAGAUCUGGUCAAGAAGCGGUUGGAGAAUCUCAAGGAUGCGAACAAGCGAUCAAACUUCGACCAGAUGUUAUUGCAUAUCCGAGAAUCUCUCAAGAGGGACUUGGGCGGCAUGUGCAAUCCUCGUCUCUACGAGCAUUGCUAUAAUGGGACCAAGCACAUCAUCGAGGAGUACACGGAAGUGGUCAAGUACACAAUCGAUCGUGUGGUCGCGCAUUGCGAGAUGGAACCGGAAUACUGUCACAAGUAUCUCGAGACGAUCAAGGAUGCUAGAGACUCAUUUGGCACAACUGCUCUUAUGCUUUCUGGCGGCGGUACUUUGGGCAUGUGCCAUAUUGGAGUCGUCAAAGCCCUUCUGGAGGCCAAGCUCCUGCCAAAGAUCGUCUGCGGCUCUUCUGCCGGAAGCAUCGUCGGAGCAGUUCUCUGCACAAAUCGAAAGGAAGCCCUCCUCGCCAAACUACAUGAUCUUUGCAGUGGCGAUCUCAAGGUCUUCCAAAGCGACGAUGAACCACAAGGCCUGGCUGGAGCGCUCGCAAACAUCCUUCGAGGCGAACCCGCUUUUCGAAUCGAGAAUCUCUGUCGGGUAAUGAAAGAGUUGUUGGGCGAUGUGACUUUCCGAGAGGCCUACAACCAGACAGGAAUGGUCUUGAAUAUUCAUGUCUCGUCGAAAGAUCGGCAUAAUUUGCCGCGUCUCUUGAACUAUAUCACCUCUCCCAACGUUGUCAUCUGGACCGCUGUGGCCUCUUCGUGCGCCUUACCAUUUGUGUUUGUGCCACCAGGGCUUCAAGCUAAGGAUACAGAGACUGGCGAGAUCAAGCCAUGGGGCGACAAGGACCUCGAUUACAUUGAUGGCUCCAUCGAAGGCGAUCUGCCGUCUCACAUCCUGGAGCGAUUGUUCAACGUAAACAACUUCAUCGCCAGUCAGGUCAAUCCGCAUGUGACGCCUCACAUCAAACCUAGAGGCCAGCGCAAAGUGGCCAAUUUCAUACACAAGGUCUCUGGGGUGGGUCAUGCUGGUGCUGUCAAACUUCUUGCUGGGCUUGUGGAUAUGGGAAUUGACUACUUCCCAGUCAAGAUGGCAUUUUCUGUUUUGACACAGAAAUACGAUGGGGACAUUACAUUGUUGCCGGCCGAGACCUUUGCGGAAAAUGUUGGCCUACUUGCAGUGUUAGCGAAUCCGACACCACAAUUCAUGCUUGAAGCUUCACGGGUUGGCGAGCGUCAAACAUGGCCGCACCUGUGUCGCAUACGCAAUAUGGUUGCCAUUGAAUUGGCUCUGGAUGCGGCCAUCUCCCAAAUACAAACACAAAUCGUC